AUGGAUGACGGUACACUCGUCAUUCGUGGAGAGAAGGUUCCGUCGCGAAAUGUAGGCGAUGUUGGUUUUGUUGUGCAUCCAUCUGUCGUCCAUCUCGUCGAUUCUCACAAGAUCCUGUCACCUCGUCUGGCCAUUCUUCGCCUCGGCCCUCUGCGCCAAAAAUCCAUCAGUAUCAUCAACUGCUACUCAGCAACAUCAGCAGCUGAUGAAUCCGAAUUGGACGCGUUUCACGAGGAGCUGGAGGAAGUAGUCCGCGACGAGAAGUCCUUCCACAAAUUCGUUGUCGGAGACUUCAACGCAAAACUAGGAAAGGCCACAGAAGAGGAAUACAGGAUUAGAAGAUUUGGACUAGGGGACCGGAAUGAAAAUGGCAAUCGUCUCGCCGGGCUGUUGUCCGCCGCUCGCCUCUUUCAUGGGAAUUCUCUUUUCAUAAAGAAAAAAUCAUCGUCGGUGGACAUGGGAAUCGCCCAAUGGCGAGAUUCGUGCGGAGAUCGACCACAUACUCACCAACCGGAGGUGGUGCCUACUUGA
Necator americanus (New World hookworm) is the source of this 531-nucleotide messenger RNA. RefSeq lists its product as uncharacterized. The coding region runs from base 1 to 531 and encodes 176 amino acids. Gene Ontology annotation, cellular component: nucleus. NCBI's taxonomy places the organism in Eukaryota, Metazoa, Nematoda, Chromadorea, Rhabditida, Ancylostomatidae. The transcript has a single exon. Gene Ontology annotation, biological process: chromatin remodeling. The record is from RefSeq and is a predicted model, not a curated record.